AUGGAUGCGAAGAAUGUAGACAUUGACGAUCAUGCUUCUUGGCCUGAGGCUAUUGAAUCACAUUAUAUUGGUCUUUUGUAUGAAGAGGCUAAAAAAGGAUUACAAACAACAACCUUGGACAAAAAAGGAUGGCUAAAAAUAGAAAAUGACAUAUUUAAUUCUUUUGGAAAGAGAUAUAAAAUGCCUCAAUUGAAAUCCAAAUUCAAUCGGUUGAGAAAGGCACAUCGAGAAUUUUCUCAUCUUUUGGAACAAACUGGUAUGGGAUGGGAUACUCAAACAAAAACUGUUACAGCAAGUGAUGAAGUAUGUGACACUUAUCUAAAGAAAUAUCCAAAUGCGAAGAGAUUUCGAAAAAAAGGAUUGCAACAUUAUGAGAUGCUUGGAGAAAUAUUCAAUAAUACAACAGCCACUGGUGGUAUGAGUUAUGCCUCCACUCAACUUCCACCUUCUUCAGUUGAGGAACGCCAACAAGAGCGUCAUUUUGUUGGCACUGGAGCACAUGUUGAUAUUGAUCUUGAAUUUGACGGUGAUAAUUAUGGAGAGGAAGAAGAAGUUACUGGUGUACGUCGUCGAGCUACUUCUGCUCCACCAGAUGCACCAAAACCAAAAGAGAAAAAGAACAAAGGGGCUAGUUCUGCCUUCGACCAAGUGAUGGGAGAACUUGCAAAAAGUAUUUCUGCUAAGACUGAGGCAUCAUUAACACGGAGUGAGACUAUGCGUAAGUAUUAUGAAUCGAGAGAAAAAAGAAUUAGCGAGGAAACCAGCAAAGUCACUAAUUCUUACAAUGUGGAAGAUUGUCAAAGCAUUCUUGAUAGUAUUCCAGAUCUGGAUAAUAAAAUAUACCUCAAAGCGUUGCAUGAGUUUGUAGCAACCCCAGAAUGGCGUGGAAUAUUCAUGAGAAUGAAUGAGGAGCGUCGACGUGCUUAUCUUGAUUCAUUGUUGGAGUGA
Humulus lupulus (European hop) is the source of this 948-nucleotide messenger RNA. RefSeq lists its product as uncharacterized. The transcript has 2 exons. The coding region runs from base 1 to 948 and encodes 315 amino acids. NCBI's taxonomy places the organism in Eukaryota, Viridiplantae, Streptophyta, Magnoliopsida, Rosales, Cannabaceae. The record is from RefSeq and is a predicted model, not a curated record.